GGUGACCCAGGCAGCGGUGGGUGGCUGACAGCUCCCGCAAGCAGCUGCACCAGGCAGUUGCUCGGGGCGGGCCUCGGGGACUCGAGCUCCUCAACACAACACCACACAGCCCGUCCUUUAAACAAAGACCCAAAGUCCGUGCAGCUGCUUGCAGGAGCUGUCUGCCACCCACCGCUGCCUGGGUCGCCCGUCGUGUGUCAGUGCUGGGAAAAGUUCUCUCUCGGGCAACCUAUAACCUAGUUAAAAGUGCAAUUGAAGUCGUGGAAAGACGAAUAUUUAAUACACACAGAUUAAGGAAUCUUAGAUAUUAAAGUGAAAGAAUCAAGAUGAAACAGUCACUGCUAGCAGUGGUGGUUGUAACAGCUGUGGUGCCUCUGGCAGCUCUAGCAGCUUCCAGGAGUCUGGAGGAUAAGCAAGUGAACAAUACACUCGUGAAACCUGCCCUGCUAAGAGAGGUUAUCAACAUCAGCAAAGAUAUACAGAACAUCACCAGUAAGGGAUUGGAGUAUUACCUCAUCAACUAUGGUCCACUCGUCAAAAUUUUCGUCACCGACUUCAUGGACUCCUUUGGUAUAUCCAGAAACUUGCAACUUGCUGCUCCCAUUGUUAUUAAGAUAUUAAUCAUUGGUGUCUAUGCAGCCAUGCAGUUUCAGCCUUCUUUAACAGCCUUUCAACAGACGGCCCAAUCAACAUACGUUUUCUUAAAGAACUUCAACUCUCCUGAACUCAAAAUUAUGAAUGAUUUGACUGAUAAAGUAUUUGAAGUAUUUGAUAAUGAAAUAGUGUAAUUUAGUUUGUUUUAGCCAUUAAUAAAACUUCAUAUAAUA
Procambarus clarkii (red swamp crayfish) is the source of this 827-nucleotide messenger RNA. RefSeq lists its product as uncharacterized. Lineage: Eukaryota; Metazoa; Arthropoda; Malacostraca; Decapoda; Cambaridae. The record is from RefSeq and is a predicted model, not a curated record.